This is a messenger RNA of Synchiropus splendidus (mandarinfish), 5378 nucleotides long. RefSeq names its product WAS protein family homolog 1 (gene wash1). NCBI's taxonomy places the organism in Eukaryota, Metazoa, Chordata, Actinopteri, Syngnathiformes, Callionymidae. Gene Ontology annotation, biological process: endocytic recycling; retrograde transport, endosome to Golgi; exocytosis. The coding region runs from base 109 to 1548 and encodes 479 amino acids. Gene Ontology annotation, molecular function: gamma-tubulin binding; alpha-tubulin binding. Gene Ontology annotation, cellular component: WASH complex; recycling endosome; early endosome. The record is from RefSeq and is a predicted model, not a curated record. The transcript has 11 exons.
CAGUCACGUGACACGUAUACGCGGAAGUUGUUUUGGUGGCUGGUUAGCUCCGUUAGCUUAGUUUAUCCAUGGUCGCUUACUUUCGGCGUGUCAAGCGGAGCUAUAUCCAUGGUCAGGAUGACGCAGAAACACUGCCUGGAGGGUCAGGUAUACUCCGUGCCUCUCAUCCAGUCGGACUUGAGGCGAGAGGAGGCCAUGCAUCAAAUAGCUGACGCCUUGCUUUACCUGGAGACCAUCUCUACUGAUAUUUUCAAAAGAGUGUCUGAGAAUGUAGAGAAAAACCGCCGCCAUCUCCAGAGCGUCACAGAUCGGAUCAGUUUGGCUCAAGCCCGAGUCGACAAGAUCAAAGGCAGUAAAAAAGCCACGAAGGUUUUCUCCAGUGCCAAGUAUCCUGCCCCUGAGAAACUACAGGAGUACUCAUCAAUCUUUCACGGCGCCACGGACCCGUCCUCAAACAACCACCAUCGACAAAGAAUUACAAAUAAACUGCGGCCUUUUGAUGAGAAGUCUCUACAGGAGAAGUUGAUGUAUUUCCCGGUGUGUGUGAGCAAUAAGAAGAAGUCGGAAGAUGAGACGGAGGAGGGGCUGGGCAGUUUGCCUCGCAAUAUUUCUUCUGUCAGCUCGCUGUUGCUCUUCAAUACGACGGAAAAUCUAUAUAAGAAGUAUGUGUUCCUCGAUCCACUGGCAGGCGCUGUGACAAAAACACACAAAACUCUGGAGACGGAAAAAGAGCAGAAGCCAUUUGAUGCUCCUAUGUCAAUAGCGAAGAGAGAGCAGCUGGAGAGACAGACGGCAGAGAGCUAUUUUUAUGUGCCAGACUUGGGCCAGGUGCCUGAGAUUGAUGUGCCGUCUUACCUGCCAGACUUGCCCGGGAUUGCAGAUGACCUGUCUUACAGUGCAGAUCUGGGUCCUGGCUUUGCUCCUUCAGGACCAUUACACAACAUCCCAGAGCUGCCGUCCUUUUCUGAUGACAGUAAUGUUGAAGGAUCGCCGCUUCAACCAAACCUGCCACUACCUCCUCCACCUCCGCCUCCUCCUCCUCCGCCACCACCUCCCCCUGAGCCAGUCAUAUCCUCAACCGUGCCAGCCGGAGCUCCUCCCCCACCGCCGCCUCCACCCCCUCCUCCCGCAGUGGAACCCACCGGGGUCUCUGGAGGAACCAGUUCAGGUCCGGUGGCCGGAGCCCCCAGCGAGGUGGUCCAACCUUCAGACGGCCGCGCCAGCCUGCUGGAGUCCAUCCGCAAUGCUGGAGGAAUCGGCAAAGCCAAAUUACGCAACGUCAAGGAGCGCAAGAUGGAGAAGAAGAAACAGAAGGAGCAGGAACAAGCGGUGGCAGCUGCGAGUGGCGGCGGAGACUUUAUGUCGGAUCUCUUCAAUAAACUGGCCAUGCGCAGGAAAGGCAUUUCCGGGAAGGGUCCAGGAGGAGGAGGAGAGGGCGCCGACGCUCCGGCAGGGGCCGGAGGCGCCUUCGCACGGAUGUCAGACGUCAUCCCGCCUCUUCCCACGCCACAACAAACUGCUACCGACGACGACGACUGGGAGGCGUGAUGAGUUCAUAGAGAUCACAAGCACCUUCCAUGAAGCGUUAAGUAUUGUCGACGUUUUUGUAUGACUGUAUGUACCGACCGAUCUGUUUCAAAUAGAAUACAGUACGUGAGAGUUCCGCAUUAAUUCAUUUUAAAUGGGAAAGCAUUUACGCGCCUCCAGUGAUGAACCACGCACAUGCAGGAACAAUGCUGCCCCGAAAAAGGUCCUGGAUUCCAUCUCUAGCCUGAGGCAACUCUGGGUCUGCAGCGAACCUUAUUCCUUAGAGUGUACAUGUCCUCCCAGUGUUUGUGUGGGUUUGCUCCAGGCACUCCGGUUUCCUCCCACGGCCCAAAACCUUACGGAGGUUAACUGAUGACUCAAUGAAUUGUCCCAUGAUUUGUGGGUGCUGGUCUGUCGAUGUGCUGCCCUGCGACGAUUCGAUUGUAAUAACAAUUUAAAGAUGAGGAAUUUAAAGAUUUGUAAUGAUGUACUAAUUAAAUGUCUUUGAAAUAUUAAUUUUGUAAUUAAUGUGGCUUAUUAAAGGUUUAAAUUGUUAAGAUCAUUCGAAGUAAUGGCUGCGGAAAGAAUCUAUACACAAUAUAUGUAUAGUUUUAGCGCUCUACUGACACCUACCGGCAAUUUGGCGGUUUUUCAUAAACGCCACCAAUGAAUUAUCUGUCAUCGUGAUCAUUUUUUUUUAUUAUUUACUGGAAGGCAACUCAUUUUCUUCAUUCUCAAAAACCCAUGCAUGACUUCUUGGUUUAGCCGCAUUUGUCUGAGGUUUCUGCCUUGAUCUUGCCAAAAUGGCUGUGAGGAAGUUUCAUCUUUGGAGCCAUUGAGCCUGAAAGUUAUGUAGUUCAUGUCUAACUGAUUUAAUCAGCCAGAUUUAUCACUUACUCGUGGCAACUUGCUUCAUUUGCACAGCAGUUAGAGUCAAAUCACCAGUGGCUUCUUCCUCCUGUUACCCUUUUCAGGUUUGAAGUUACAGUGAAUAUGCCUGUAAAGAUUUAUUUCACACAGUCAAGGUUUAUUAGAAUGUUGUCGCCGGGGUGAUAAUGAGAAAAAAAGAAAUCUGAGGCACCAAUAUUGAAAAAACCUGAGUUAAACAAGCCGUUCCCAUACACACGCAGUGAAGCAAUGCUUCCAUUACAUAAUACAUUACUGCCUGCUCAAUCAUUUAUAUUUUAGUUGCAUGGGAGCUUCGAUUCGUUUCAACGGAAUAAAUACACGUCUAGCUCGAAUGACUUCUGUUGAACAAUUUUAAACCAUGUUUAUCGCUCACGGAAUCUGUUGAGACAGAAUUGGAGCCGGAACGAUGCAGAACAUGAGACGAUACAACAAAAAUCGCAUUCACAAACUUGAAUCUUCCGAGUAUUUCUCAGAACACUCUGUAAUCAUCCUGUCAUUUGUUGCUUUCAUAACUCACUGAGGUCUGUGUUUGCUUCUUUUCCAGGAAAAACUAUGGGGGGGGGGAAAAAAACAGAAUAUAUUUUGAUGAAACAGCGACGAGCACAAGGCUUUUGGAAGUUGUUUCUCACCUUCCUCAUGGCAGCAAAUGCUGGACCGAAACUGGAGUAGGUGCUGGUGCGUUGUUUGAUCCACCCGGGAAGUUUGGAGAGCGUGGCAGGUCGCGAGUAGCGGUGGUCGCACAGCACGAUGGAUGAGUAGUCGCCACGGUGACGGAUUGCUCGCCCUAUUAAGGAUGGAAUUGUUACAAUGCCGUUUGUAUUGCUAACAAGGUAUAUUUGGGGCCUCACCUAUCGACUGGUUGACGGCCUUCAUGCAGAGGUUUUCGAUAAGAGCUUGACCUGGACUUCUUCCCCCAGUGUGAGGCUGAAAAUGAAAUGUCUUGAAGAGGGCAGAAGUGCUUUUCCAUCUGUUCCUCUGACAUUUCUUACCAGGUGCUUGUCCAGAUAGGCCAUCUUCUCCUGCAGCUCUGGAGAUUUGAUGUUGGGAUACGGCAUUCCCACCAUCACGACACACCUUUGAGAAUUCACAGCCGUUUAAAUCAGAAAUAGAUGGACAUAUUUUGUUAAGUUCCUCAAACCUGCCGAGGUCGUCAGAGAAGUUGAUGCCCUCGCUCAUCUUUCCGCCCACCACAGAGAACAGAAGUGCUCCAGUGAGGCUGCUGCCACUCACUGAGCAUCUCUGAUGGCAGAGUGGAGAAUAUUACUGCUGCGCCUGCUGGUGAUGAUGUGUUAUAGAGUAGCAGUUUACCUGGAUACAACGGGAGAACUCAUUCAGCACCUGAUCCACCUGAUUGGCCUUUUUGGGUUCCUGAAAGAUCUGACACAAGGAGCUGUUUUGAAAAAAAAAACGUUUUGUUCUCAAACUGACUACAAACUCAGGACGGUCAUGGAUUCCAAAAAUCUUCCUCAGAGCAGUAAGCUGAAUCACCUUCUUCUUGUUUGCCAGCCGGGUCAGAGUCCCGCUGGUCUCCCAGUGAGAAACAAUUCUCCUUGAGUACUCGUAGGACGGGAAAAAACACACCACCCCGCCCGGGACCACGUUGCAGAUGUUUGAAAGGAUCCUACCCGUCUCGUCCAUCUGGGGAAAGAGGUUUACUCCCUAAAUAUUUUCAUGAGGAAAAAAAAGUUUAAACGUUUACCAUUUGUGGAGAUUCUCUGUUCUGAAAUGUAAAAUCCAGUUCCUGACCGGAAGGACCGCUGCAAAGGACGAUGGGUAAAAUGUUCUCAGGGGGAAUCACAUGACCUGGGAAACAAAUGGACAACAAUAAAGUUGUUUUAAAAAAAAAAAAAAAAAAGAUACUAGUAGGUUGCCAGUUCUGGGCAGCCUUAUCAGUGAUGGGCAGAUGAGGCUUCAUGAAACAGCUCCCUUAUUUUCAGAGCCAAGUAGAUGGCGCUCUCCGCUUUAAAAUGAUGUGAAAAGAUUGUUCAAACUCAAAGAGUUUAGAGCUGAGAGUGCCAUCUAGUGGGCUCUGAAAAUGAGGUCACUGUUUCAUGGAGCACCAUAGGCUCAUCACUACUCAGCAACCCAAUUCUGACACCAUGUGUUGCCACUACCAGGCCUCUAACCUUACUAAGGAAGCCAGAGAGCAGUCGUACACAUUACCAGUCCCCAUCAUAACACUACAAUUUGUGCAAGAGACUCGUGCUAAAGCGUGAUUAUGAUUUUUGAACUCGGCAACACAUGAGCAAAGGAACAUCACACAGCAGACUCCACAGAUCAUUGCAGGAAGCGGGUCGCUCACUGCAGGAGAACUCGGUGAUGCGUUCCUCCUCCACCCCAGCAGAAAACAGAAGCUCCUGCUUGAAGUCUGAAACCUACACAGAUAUGGAGGAUCAGAAAGCCACUCUUCUAUUUGUGUUCUCUUGAUAUGAAAAUGACUGACAGGUUGCAUGGUUCCUCCUGCGAUGAUGACAGCCCUGCACUCCUGCAACACCUGAGCGAAAUGGACCGCCGGGUUCAGCAGCAGAAACUUCACGCUGCUCUCUGACAGAGUACCUGAACGUGAGAAUAGAAUCAUAUGCAAGCCUCCAUUUAUCGCUGGUGUUUCAUGUCACCACCUUGUCUGUUCAACACCACCCUGCCGUCGGUGUUGCUGUUGGUGAGGGCCUUGAAGAACCCCUCCACCUGCAUCAUGGGAGAAGCAGAGAGCAUGCUCUCCACCUCUGCAGAAGCCUGCCGCUCCUCUGAAGGCGCUGCACAAGAACACAGAGGGAUUCAAUCAUCAAAGAAAUUCCACCACAACACUUCAGCAGAACCAGAUCCAGUAAGUUUCAGUUCAGCAAAACCAACAUACAUGUCCUAUCACGGAUGGUGAGUGAGCACCACUGAAAGGAGUUCAUCUCUCAGCUGUCAAUACUUACCAAUGCAGCUGGACUAAUAAA